CUUUUCCCCAUGUUUUCUUCUUCACAGAGCUUCGAACACACAGUGAGAGCUUAGAAUGAUGAAGCUAUUUCCAUGGCGUUUAACCGUUCAAGCACAUGGUAUCCUCUAUUACAAAAUCCCCUCGUUAUCAUUCAUCAACUUUACCCCUUCUCUGUUCCAUUCUCAGCCAGAGCAAGAAGAUAUAUUCGACCCUCCAUUUUCCUCCACCUUAAAAACCCAUAAACCCAAGAAAUCGAUAACAGAAAAGCAUGAAAAUGCUGCAUCUAAUGAAGAUUCUGAAAAAGUCCUCAACUUUACUGUCAAUUCCGACUUGCCCUUUGAUUUUCGAUACUCUUACUCUGAAACCAACCCGGCAGUUGAGCCAAUUGGUUUCCGUGAACCGCCACGGUUCUCUCCGUUUGGACCGGGUCGGCUUGAUAGAAAAUGGACCGGAACUUCAGCUCCGCGUUUACAGCCGGUGGAUUUGGAGAAAGUGGCUGAGGAGCGACGGCGGAUCCUCGGAAAACCGCUCUCAGAGGAGGAAACGGCGGAGCUGGUCGAGAAGUAUCGUCACAACGAUUGCUCUCGUCAAAUGAAUUUGGGGCGGGGUGGAGUUACUCACAAUAUGCUGGAAGAUAUCCAUAACUAUUGGAAGAAGGCUGAAGCUGUAAGGAUUAAGUGUUUGGGAGUGCCAACUCUUGACAUGGAUAACAUAUGCUCCCAUCUCGAGGACAAAUCAGGGGGGAAAGUUAUCUAUCGCCAUAUUAAUAUCUUACUCUUAUAUCGUGGUCGACAUUAUGAUCCCAAAAGUAGACCUACUGUUCCUGUGAUGCUGUGGAAGCCUUUGGCUCCAAUAUAUCCGAAGCUUGUGAAGAACGUUGCUGAAGGCCUGACAUUUGAAGAAACGAAGGCAAUGAGGAACAAAGGGCUCAAUGCUCCUCCUUUAACGAAACUCAGCAGAAAUGGGGUGUACGUGAAUGUGGUGGGCAAAGUCAGAGCGGCUUUUGAAACAGAAGAAGUUGUUAGAUUAGAUUGUACCCACGUGGGAACAAGUGAUUGCAAAAGAAUUGGUGUUAAAUUACGGGAUCUGGUACCAUGUGUUCCUAUCUUGUUCAAAGAUGAGCAGAUUAUUCUCUGGAGAGGCAAAAGAGAUGAAGAACAGAACUCCGGCUCCUGAAUAGAACUUAAGCUCACAGAUGUCUUUUGAAAUUUCGGGCUUCCAUCUUGGAGCAAGGCAUUCACAAUCUUUAUUUGGCAAAUGAAUCUGCCAAGGCUUCUCGACUGUUGCUUGAACUUGUUAUAGAAGAACUGACCAUUAUGUUCAAUGACAUUGCCCUGGGUUUUGCUGAUGAGAUGUGCUAAAUUAGGCAGCUCAGAUCACACCUUACUCACAGAUGCCAAAGAAAUGCAAGCAGGGACUAGUUGUUGUUAUUAAUGCAAUACCAGUCCUCUUUCAGCAGGUGAAAAACUAGUUUCUGAAAUCCUGUAGUUGAUAGACUACUACUCGAGUUACAUGUAACGUUCACGCUAAAGCUUCUGAAUUAUAGAUGUUUUCUACAGAGCAAUUAGUAAAA
Molecule: messenger RNA, 1553 nt
Organism: Solanum stenotomum
Lineage: Eukaryota; Viridiplantae; Streptophyta; Magnoliopsida; Solanales; Solanaceae
Product: CRS2-associated factor 2, mitochondrial
Exons: 5
Coding region: 56-1156 (366 amino acids)
Biological process (GO): Group II intron splicing
Molecular function (GO): RNA binding
Source: RefSeq, a predicted model, not a curated record